AGCACUUUAACAAAAACCAUGACAUCCCAUCCCUCAUCAAUGGUGUGCCUCUAACUGGGUGGAGCUUUACGCAAUCCCAUUAUACCUUCUAAUCCAUCUUCUUCCAUCCAACAAUAAUCUAAAGAAUCUUUCUCUACCUUCAUAUAUUCUGCUUAUUAUCUUUUUUUUUUUUUUGCAUUAAAAUUCUCUCUACACCUUCAUCCAACAGUUUUAGUUUUCUCUUUCACUUUCCUCAUCACAUACUUUGAACCACACAUAACAAAAAUCAAUAACCCCUUUUAUCAAACCCCACUUCUUUGUUUCUCUCUAUAACCUUUCAAGUUUCGAUUUUUCCCACUCUGCAGAAUAAUUAAAAUAACCCAGUAAAAAAAAUAAAAGCUUUGCUGGUAUUUUGGUAAUUUUUUUCAUUUUCAUGGGUAAUAUUGGAAGUAGCGGUUCUAACAAUCGUCGGAGACACGGUGGCGGUGGAACUGGCCGGCGAGUUCAUCCACCGGAGACUCCUCCUCCAAUGAUUCCUCCGUUUCCGGAAGCUAAUUCUAACCGAUUCGUUUACAAUGCCGCCACUACUCCGUAUCCUAACUACCCUAAUUACUAUCCUCCGCCGCCGACAACUGUUCGGGCGCCUUUGCCGGCACCGUAUGAUCACCAUCACCGUCCGGCGAUGGACCCGAUGUGGAGCCGGUACCCGCCACCGCCACCGGCUCCUUAUGUGGAACAUCAGAAAGCGGUUACUAUAAAGAACGAUGUUAACAUCAAGAAGGAGACACUGAGAAUUGAGCCUGAUGGAGAAGAUUCCGGAAAAUUUCUUGUGUCGUUUACUUUUGAUGCUACCGUUUCUGGGAGCAUCACUGUACUUUUCUUUGCAAAAGAAGGCGACGGUUGUAUCCUUACCCCAAUGAAGGAAAAUGUUCUUGCACCUGUUACUAUAGAUUUCCAGCAAGGUCUCGGCCAGAAGUUUAAACAGCCAGCUGGAACUGGUAUCCAUUUUUCAAUGUUUGAGGAAUCUGAGUUAUUGAAAGUAGGCGAUAUGGAAGUCUAUCCUAUAGCAGUUAAAGCAGAUGCAUCUUCCAGCAACGAAAAUGGAUCAAACGAAACUCCAACAUCUGGUAACACAAACUCUCAGAUAACUCAAGCAGUGUUUGAGAAGGAGAAAGGUGAAUUCCGGGUGAAGGUUGUUAAGCAGAUAUUGUGGGUGAAUGGAAUGAGGUAUGAGCUUCAGGAGAUAUACGGUAUUGGAAAUUCAGUUGAGAGUGACUUGGAUGGUAAUGACCCAGGAAAGGAGUGUGUUAUCUGCUUGUCAGAGCCUCGGGACACAACUGUGCUUCCAUGUCGCCACAUGUGUAUGUGUAGCGGAUGUGCAAAGGUUUUGAGGUUCCAAACAAAUAGAUGUCCAAUUUGCAGACAACCAGUUGAGAGGCUUUUGGAGAUCAAAGUUGGGCCUGAACCUGCGGAGGAGUGAAGAAAGAUACAGUGUUACUUGACAGACAACAAGCUUCCUGUAUAGUCCAAAUGUUGUUAUAUAGUUAAUGCUUUUCACUUACUUUAAGGUUUUUCCAAUAAUCCAAAAAAAUAGAAAUUGGAAUUUAUUUAUGCAUGACAUUCUGUUUGACAUGGAUUGGUUGGCUGGCAUGGCACCUGACUGUAUAAGCAAAUGCCUCCUCCACCAUGCUUGUUUGAUUUCACUUCUAACUUCUAUAUGGCUUCAAUAUAAUUUAAUGUGUUUCUCACUUGCUAACA
Molecule: messenger RNA, 1737 nt
Organism: Cicer arietinum (chickpea)
Lineage: Eukaryota; Viridiplantae; Streptophyta; Magnoliopsida; Fabales; Fabaceae
Product: probable E3 ubiquitin-protein ligase LOG2
Biological process (GO): protein ubiquitination
Molecular function (GO): ubiquitin protein ligase activity
Source: RefSeq, a predicted model, not a curated record